Messenger RNA from Drosophila pseudoobscura, 1902 nucleotides. Its product is annotated as odorant receptor 22a-like. The coding region runs from base 632 to 1825 and encodes 397 amino acids. The transcript is spliced from 3 exons. Gene Ontology annotation, molecular function: olfactory receptor activity; odorant binding. NCBI's taxonomy places the organism in Eukaryota, Metazoa, Arthropoda, Insecta, Diptera, Drosophilidae. Gene Ontology annotation, cellular component: plasma membrane. Gene Ontology annotation, biological process: sensory perception of smell; detection of chemical stimulus involved in sensory perception of smell. The record is from RefSeq and is a predicted model, not a curated record.
AACAGAAACAGAGCUAAAAACUUUCACAGAAGUUUCUGUAAGACUAUAAGUUCUGACCGAUACUAGUAGCCCAUCCCCAAGGGCCUAAAGCUCUGUAGUUUGUUUCCUCGGACACCUUAUUCAUACACAAGCAUACAGAAUGCUUAGAACGGAGGUGCAAUCUUAUACCAAGUCUAAACAGUUUUCCCUAAAGGUGACUUCUUUGGCAGUACAUUCAUUCCCAAUGUUAAUAAUUCAACAAUUUGCGCAAGUUUCAAAAAGAAUAAUAACUAAAAGUUACGAAUAAAACAUGUGAAGGGCCAACUAUAGCAAAGAACCCGACUGAAUGAUGCCCUGUAAAUGGAUUUUUAGACAAAAGAUUUAUCAUAUUUUUCAUCACCGAUUGAUAUAUAUACAUAUAGCAUUUUAACGAUCUGAAGAAACAGACAGAAAGACAUAAUCAAUAUUUCAUAGAAAUAACUCAAUCAACUUUCGGUCUGUUAAAUAUUUAUGUACAAAAGGACAAAUAAAAUAUGCCCAACUUUUGAGCGAACUCAAAAAAAGUGAUUCAAGACAACCACAACAAACCGACAGUCUAUAUAAGAUACUCGUUCUAUGCAUUCGACAUAUUCGAGACAGAACUCCGGCCAAGAUGUUGAGCAAGUUGUUUCCGCGUAUCAAAGCCAAGCCGUUGACGGAGAGGAUUCAGUCCCGCGAUGCCUUUGUCUACUUGGAUCGAGUACAGAAGCUCUGGGGCUGGAGAGCCACCGAGGAUGAGCGAUGGAUGGUACUCUAUAAUAUCUGGGCCUUUAUCUGGAACGUUCUGCUGCUCGUCCUGCUGCCGUUGUCGAUGUCCAUGGAGUAUGUGCAGAGGUUCAAAAACUUCUCGCCGGGAGAGUUUUUUGGCUCCCUGGAGAUCUGCGUGGACAUGUAUGGCUGUUCCCUGAAGUGCGUCUACACCAUGUUCGGUUACAAGAGAUUUCAGGCAGCCAGGAAGCUGCUGGAUCGCCUGGACCUGCGCUGCACCAGCGACGAGGACCGUGCCAGUGUGCACCGCUCCGUGGCUCUGGCGAACCGGUGCUAUGUGACAUACCACAUCCUAUACUCGGGAUUUGUGGUCAUUAAUUGGACGGGCUACCUCCUGUUGGGCAGCCACGCCUGGCGGAUGUACCUCCCUGGGCUGGACUCUGAGCGGAACUUUCUGGUGACCAGUUUCUUCGAGUUGCUGCUGAUGAGCGGCGUUGUUACCAUGAACCAGUGCACCGACGUCUCUCCUCUGGCGCACAUGAUAAUGGCUCGCUGCCACAUGGGUCUGCUCAAGGAUCGCUUGACCAAACUACACUCGGACCCCAGAAAAGACGAGGAGGAGCACCAGGAGGAUCUGAAUAGAUGCAUCCAUGACCACUGCGUGAUACUGGACUAUGUGAAUCUUCUCCGCCCCGUCUACUCGGUCACCAUUUUCGUGCAGUUCCUGUUGAUUGGUCUGGUUCUGGGCCUGUCCAUGAUCCAUAUCAUGUUCUUUUCCAACUUCUGGACAGGCAUCGGCACCAUGUGCUUCAUUUUUGAUGUCUGCCUGGAAACCUUUCCCUUCUGCUACCUGUGUAACAUCAUCAUCGAGGACUGCCGUGAGCUAUCGGAGAGCCUGUUUCAAUCGGACUGGUUAGGGGCCAGUCGCAAAUACAAGUCCACGUUGGUCUACUUUCUGCACAAUCUCCAGAAACCGAUUAUCCUAACAGCGGGUGGCGUGUUUCCCAUCUGCAUGCAGACGAAUCUAUCGAUGGUAAAGCUGGCCUUUUCCGUGGUCACCGUUAUAAAACAAUUCAAUCUGGCGGAGAAGUUUCAGUAAGCGACUGACACCCAAGGUUGCAGUGUUAUAUAUAUUCAAAUAUGUAUAAAAAUCUCGUGUAACGGUGUUUGUGUUCA